ACACCAAUGGCUCGCUUUACAUGUCUCACCAAAUACUGGGCCCUCGCUCUCCUGCUGCACCUCCGCGGGCUCCAGGGGGCCCUCAUGCCCACUUCCACCCAAAAUUACCUCAUUAUUACCGAUGUGAGGGCUCCCGAACCAUUACAAUCCACCAAUGACACGGCCAGUGCGGAUGUGUGGAAUGAGAACCCCUCGUCAGUACACACUGACGAAACGAAAUCGGUCAACACUGACGAUUUCCUCGAUAAUGUGCUUCAACCCGUCGUCAGUACAGGUGUUACAGGCCAUAGGCCUCAACGUAGCGAUAGCGAAGCCUCGGAAAUCACUCAACUGGUCGUUGAUGCUGAUGCCAAGCCAAACGACUCGCCCACCCUCACGGACGACGUCGAUGAUUGGCUGCUAAACUACGAAGAGUGUUCCACGAGCCACUCACUUGAAGGCGCGAACCCCGCCGAGGACACCGCCGAACUGACGGAGGUCUACGGCAGCAUACUGGAACACGGCGUCGGGCACCACCGGGAGUCUGACCCCGAGGACCUGCGCAUGAGAAUGUAUGCGGUGAAGAACAGCGCGCUCAGACCCGUGGCUGUGAGCGGCCACAGGCACGCUCCGAGGCACGGCCAACUAGUGAGAGAGACUCUUGGACCAGUGGUGAAUAAAACUCUUGGACCAGUGGCGAAUGAAUCUCUUGGUCCAGUGGUGAAUGAGACUCUUGGACCAGUGGUGAAUGAGACUCUUGGACCAGUAGCGAAUGAGACUCUUGGACCAGUGGCGCAUGAGACUCUUGGACCAGUGGCGAAUGAGACUCUUGGACCAGUAGCGAAUGAGACUCUUGGACCAGUAGCGAAUGAGACUCUUGGACCAGUAGCGAAUGAGACUCUUGGACCAGUGGCGAAUGAGACUCUUGGACCAGUGGCGAAUGAGACUCUUGGACCAGUAGCGAAUGAGACUCUUGGACCAGUAGCGAAUGAGACUCUUGGACCAGUAGCGAAUGAGACUCUUGGACCAGUAGCGAAUGAGACUCUUGGACCAGUGGUGCCAGAACGAAAAUACAACGAAGCAGUCAAGAUCUUCUCAUCGGAGGCUACAGGAAGCACUGACGCCAACAGGACGACGGAGACUUCAGGAAGCACUGACGCCAACAGGACGACGGAGACUUCAGGAAGCACUGACGCCAACAGGGCGAUGAAGGAGACUUCAGGAAGCACUGACGCCAACAGGGCGAUGAAGGAGACUUCAGGAAGCACUGACGCCAACAGGGCGAUGAAGGAGACUUCAGGAAGCACUGACGCCAACAGGACGAUGAAGGAGACUUCAGGAAGCACUGACGCCAACAGGACGACGAUGGCUUCAGGAAGCACUGACGCCAACAGGACGAUGAAGGAGACUAAGGGGAAGGUGGUGGUGUCGCAGGCGCCCGCGAGAGGUGGUGCAGGAGGCGACGUGCUGCCCUCGCUGACAGCCAACGAAGGUCAGGUCACUUUACUCAAGACGGAGGUCACAGUGCAGGAAGGUGCCAGGGUGCGGCUGGUGUGCAACGUUACCGGGGUACAGAACUACUGGGUGGAGUGGCGACGGGCGGCCGAGCUCACCUUCCCUGACGGCUCGGUGGUGGUGGGGGGACGGUCCGUCCUGCUGGGGUACGUGUCGAGGGAGGACGCUGGCACCUACGUCUGCACAGCCCACGCCUCCAACGGACGGUCGCACUCUACCGACCUCACCCUCCAUGUCCACUACCUGCCGGUGAUGGGCGUGUGGGCGCGAGAUGUGGGCGAGGCCGGGGUGGAGCUCGGGUGUGUGGUGGAGGGUCGCCCCAGACCAGCCAUAGCCUGGUACAGAAACAACACACGCCUCUCCCCUGCCGGGUGCCACGGGAAGGUGGAGGUGCGGUCGCUGGUGUUGUCCCCGGGCUUCCUGCUCUCUGUGGUCCGCAUAAGCAACAUCAGCUCCUCAGACUUCGCCUACUACCACUGCCGCGCCACCAACGGUGUGGGCGUCACCCGAGCCUACGUCCUGCUGCACCACUAUUCUGGGUUGAUGGACAUAGCUGAACUGAAGCCAGAAGAGAUACCAACGUACAGAAUAGCAGUUGAAAAUCCUCGCUUGGCGUCCUUCCUGGUGGGCAUGGUCCCCCCCAUGUAUAUUGCCCUCUACAUCAUUGCCUACCUCGGCUGCUACAAGACUUCUAUGACAGACAGCACCGCCCAAGGACGGUUCGGUGUUAACUUGGACAUCGAAUAAUUGACGAGAUUCUAAUGUUUUCUUCGGUUCACCACCUUAGUGCCAAUCUUUAGGGCAAGAUUGUUGUGUUGUCUUUUAGGGCAAGAUCUCAAGAUAACCUCUCAAGAUAUCUGUAGUGCCGAGUGUUGUGUUAGUAUAUGGCCCACAGUGUGGGUGGCUUCGUGCCCUUCACGACCCUGGUUGCCUUAGUCUGGUCUCCUCCUUCACCUCCACUACCUAUGCCAACACUAUUACUAUUAUUUUCAUAAUGCUUAUCUUAUUUUGGGUGAACAAUAGUUCUAGCAUAUCAAUGGAUCGUCUCCUUGUGCUUCUUGUUGGCUAAGUAAUAUACUGCCUCAAAUUUUUUUUCAGUUUUGUUCAUUAUCUUUGUCUUCACAUUUCAUCCACACUGUACAGUCCUUUUUUGCCAAUUAUAUUUCCCUGUGAUUAAAAUCUCCAAUUAUUAUGGAUUAUCCCUCACUUCCCUUGCCACUGUAGCCUCCUGUGGAACAGGACCAAUGUAACCACAUAAAUUAAUAUUCGCUGAUCUAUUAUAUGCGAAAUAGGCACGUAUGAAAUAAGAAAUAUUUUCUGGAGCGUUUUCGACCCUACUUAGGUCAACAGCUAUUAACAAUGACGGUCUCAACCUCAACAAGCCUCAAUGUAGGAUAAAAAAAGGAGAGGCUAUUUCACCCGUAGAGUUAUAUCCCUUGGAACUGCCUACUCGCCAAAGCCGUACAUGCCAAAUCAUUGCUGAAUUUCAAAAUCCAGCUUGAUAAAAUGAUCAGGACAAAUAAGGGGAUCUUUGACACGCCACUGGCUUCCUGACCUCAUCCAAUAAACUAAGAUAAUGGCCCUCACAUAAAUUCAGGUAGAUAUAUGUUUAUUAUGGGCUAAAUAUGAUAGGUUGAAUUAUUUUGAAAUUUGUGCAUACAUCAGUGAUAAUGUUUUAAUUAGAUCGAAAAAUUGUUUUGAAUUUUGUGUUCGGGAACAUUUUCAUGGUCAUGCCAGUCUGAAAGUCGCCAGGAGGGUCCCAGGGGUCCCUGUGGCACCAUGGCAUAUAUAUGUACUCAUUUAAUUAGUACUGAUCUUGACCUAGCCAUGUUGGGCUGGUAUUGAACCCCAAGUACUGGGGGAAAAUUGAUGGGGCAGGGUGUAUAAAGAGUGGGAUGAAGCGUGUAUAGCUGAGCAGUGGACAGAUGUUUAUAUACUUUGGAAAAACUGGAUGGUACCUGGAACAAAUCACAUUUGUUUAUCCAAUCUUCUUUGUGAUUAUACAAUAAUCAAAAACAUUUCUGUUCAAACAUUUUGAUACCAAAAUUAAUGUUCUAACUCUGGAAACAUCUUCACAAACAACAAAUAAGUAUAACUAUUGAUCAUGUACCUGAGGGAGGAGGUGCAGGGAUGGUUCACAUUAUACAAGGAUCUGGCCAACAUUCCCGGGUGUAAUGACACUCCACCACUUGACCUGUAUGGUACUUAAAAUAAAAAUGGUUAAUAAUA
This is a messenger RNA of Procambarus clarkii (red swamp crayfish), 3723 nucleotides long. RefSeq lists its product as uncharacterized. Lineage: Eukaryota; Metazoa; Arthropoda; Malacostraca; Decapoda; Cambaridae. The record is from RefSeq and is a predicted model, not a curated record. Gene Ontology annotation, biological process: cell-cell adhesion.